Messenger RNA from Culicoides brevitarsis, 1217 nucleotides. RefSeq lists its product as uncharacterized. Bases 362 to 910 code for a protein of 182 amino acids. The record is from RefSeq and is a predicted model, not a curated record. Gene Ontology annotation, molecular function: protein-macromolecule adaptor activity. The transcript has 5 exons. Gene Ontology annotation, cellular component: membrane; endoplasmic reticulum. NCBI's taxonomy places the organism in Eukaryota, Metazoa, Arthropoda, Insecta, Diptera, Ceratopogonidae.
AAGUUUUCGCAUCGAUAAAUAUAUUUACCAAAAUAUAAAAAAAAGAAAAGUGUUGUUGAUUAUUUACAAGUGAAUUCAUGUGCUUUUUCUGAAUGAAAAUCGAAUAUUUACGCUUGGUUUGUGUGAAAAAUCAGCGUGAAAAGUAAAAAUAAGAGACGCAAAUUGAACAAAAACAUUGAAUUAAUUAAUCAAAUCACACAAAAAAAUCACGAAAAUUGAUUGUCUAAAAUAAAUUAACUCUCACGAAUGAUAGAGUCUCUCGACGCCAGCUGUCAGAAACUUUCGAUUCUCUAAAACUCUAAACUUCACAUCUCUGUCUCCUUCCCCAACUGUCAGCUGCGAUCUGAAACAAAAGCAAUAAAUGAAAGUAAAUGAAGUCAUUUUCAAGAAGCAAGAAGGACAAAAGUUCAUAUCUGAAAUGGAUCGCAAACUACUAUACGCAUUUCGUGGAUGGAUUGCCUUCGUAGCGUUCAUGGAUCUUGGCACGUCGUUCCGGAGUUAUAUCGAGCGUCGGAGCUUCCUCGGGAAUCACACAGACACACAAUAUAUCGAAGGAGACUUCACAAUAUCACGCGUUCUUGGAAUGUACUGUAUACUAAAGGCAGUGGCUUUGGUUCAUUGCACACUUUAUAUACAUUAUAAGCCAGUUGUUAGUAUGGGCGGAUGCUCACUCGGCAUUACAUUACUUUUAUAUGCAACAGAGGCCUUGUAUUUUCGAUCGACCACAUUAAAUUUUUAUGUUAUAUUUCCAUGUGUUCUAAAUUCAAUCACAUUGAUUGGAUUGUUAUAUAUUCCAAAACGCCUCAAACUGUGGGAUCCAAUUGAUGUAGAUGACGAAAAUUCGCAGCUUCUCAAGCAAAUGGGUGGUUUCAAGAAACGUCGACAGCAGCAAAAGAACAAGAUGACAUAGGAUUAGCUCCUAUCGUUAUUAUCUUAUGUGUAGUAACGAUCAUUAUUAGCAAGCAAAAAACAAGAAAAACGCGCUAAAUUAGUGAAAUUUUGUUAAAAAAAGAUUGUUAUGAAAAAAUAUUGAUAAAAAGUUAAGUUUUUGAAAUUGAUCGCGAGUUACAGUUAUUUAAGUGUGUUUUUGUGAAAAUGUAGAGUGCAAAUUAUUUAAUUAGUUUUAAUGAAAUUUCAUUGUGAAAAAAAGUGAUCUGCAACCACCAUAUAUAUUUAUCAGAUUUUUAAACAAAAACUUUUCUACUCUGCUAUGCAAC